This is a messenger RNA of Oryctolagus cuniculus (rabbit), 8110 nucleotides long. NCBI's taxonomy places the organism in Eukaryota, Metazoa, Chordata, Mammalia, Lagomorpha, Leporidae. The record is from RefSeq and is a predicted model, not a curated record.
CUGGCAGGGGAGGGGUCGGGACCGAGACUGGGCAGCGGGGGAGAGGGAGCAGCUCUGCUCGCUUUCAACUUUGUCUGCGGCUGGCACCCCCGGAGGAGGCCGCACGCCGGUUGUGGGGUGCAGAUGUGCCGAGAGCGGCUCCCAAGUAGUUGAGUUGUGGAGACGAGGGCACGGCUGCUGAUGGUGGGCAGGUUUUGUUUUCCUUGGCGGAGCCGGUGUCAUCAUAUUCCGGUCCUGUGUUGAAAUAUUCUUUGUUUGGGUCUUGAAGUGGAGGCUCUCUCUGCACGUCCACCCUGUGCUGUGGUGGAGAUGACGGCUCUGGGGUGGGGUGGGGGUGGGGGCGAGGCGCGGGUCUCCAGGAUUUGGGAUGUGCAGUGCAGGUCCGGGUGUGUGUGGGCCUCGGCGCUGGCCUUGACAGUGAACUUUGUGGCUGUGCUGCUGCGGGAUUCGGAGGUUGGCCCCAGAGCUGGGGGGCGAGGCGUGCAUUUUCCUGAACAGUCCUUGUCGGGAAUAUCGGUGCUGGAGUUGGGGAAGUUAGAGAGGGAAGAACAUUUGUGGAUUAAUAAUUGAUGGCUGGAUAUUAGAAUCAGAUUAAUUUGGGCUGAUGAAAGUUUUUUUUUUUUUUUUUUUGGGUUCUGGUUUUUUGUUUUGUUUUGUUUAAAGCACUUGUGCACUCUAGGAAGAAAGCCUUCUCCUAGGCGCACCUUACAGGUUUUCUUUGGGGUGGGGAGCUGGCGUGUCUCCUUCAAGGGGGUACUCGGCGGCACCCGCAGUGUCGCUGGGGGCCUGGUGAGGGGACUGCAGUCCGGGCUGAGACAUGUGAGCACACUUUUCAGUGUUUAUGUCAUUUGUUUACAUGUGGCCUUCACUCACGUUUUGGGCAGUGGAAGUAAAUAGGUCAGUUCAGCUUUUGGUUUUUAAAGACUGGCCCUCUCCCCGCCCCUUUUAAAGUUUCACCAUUUACAUGGUUUGCAGCAUUGUAGGAAACUUAACACAUUUUUAUUGGAAAUACUAUUAUUUUAAUUGGGGUAAGUUUCUUCUCUUCUGUCUUCACUGGUAUGUGGGAUCUCUGUUGUGGGCUUGGUAGGGGUCAUUUAAAAUGUCUUUAGGAUGCAUUUUAAAAUCUCAGGACAUAUCUUUUGAUGGCAAAAGAGGACAAUUUUUUUUUUUUUGCUUGAAGUUAUCCUCAUGUUUGUUAAAAAAAAUCCUGUACUUAAAGACUUCUGUAGAUGUACAAUUAGCCUUCAAUAUGGGGCACGGUAGUGCAGGAAAUACUCAAAAUAUAAACAUCUGGCUAACGUGGUACGGAUAGGCCAGGUGCUCUUCUUCACAUGAGACUUUUGAUUUUGGUGCAUAGUCCUGUUUGCGUUCCGACUGGCAUUGCUUGGCUGCUCAUAAUAAAGGCUUUUGCUUGAGUGCUUUUGAAGGCUUUGAAAGUUAGUUUUUAGGUAAUUUUUGCAAGCAUAAUUUAAGCAUGUUGUGCUUUGGAUUCAGGCAAGUCUUUGUGGAACUGGAAUAGUAUUAGAUUAAAAAGACACCUACUUUUGCCCAGUUUUAUUUUUAAGAGGUAUAAAUGAUGGACGGGGCCCUGUUUCUUUUGGCUUUGAAGGGUCCAUCUUUUUUCCUAUUCAGUCAUCUGGAAGGACCUACCUCAGAAAUACUCUUCUUCUGCUUACAUGAAGAUCUCUAAAUGCCAUCCAGCAGGAGGUGCUACAGCAAGAGAAAGGAAAAUUUUCAAAUUUUGAGGGUCUUGCCACUUAUUGCAGCUCUCCUUAGCUUCAUCUAAGCAACAGGAUUAACACCUUAAAGUUCCAGAAAGAUUUUGAGGGGAUAGAGAGCUGGAGAGCCACUUUCCCCAAAAUUGGUUUCUUUACUGCAGGACUUCUCAGAACCUUUAAUAUGCUAAUGUGCAUUGUGAAUCUCCGAGAGGGGGAUAUGAUAUGCAGCACUCUUGAAUACUUCUAAUGACAGGGAGCCCACUACCUCAUAAGCUGCAGUGAGAAGAGGAGUUUGUUACUUUAAACAGAGGCUGAAGAACCUAUAAAUUAGCAGGCCUAAUAGAAAGUGGAGAAGGUAGAGGAUGGAGUUGCAGACUCUACAGGAGGCUCUUAAAGUGGAAAUUCAGGUUCACCAGAAACUGGUUGCUCAGAUGAAGCAGGAUCCACAGAUAUUUUUUCUUUCCAAUCAGAAUGCUGACUUAAAGAAACAGCUUCAUGAACUCCAAGCCAAAAUCACAGCUUUGAGUGAGAAACAGAAAAGAGUAGUUGAACAGCUACGGAAGAACUUGAUAGUAAAACAAGAACAACCGGACAAGUUCCAGAUCCAGCCAUUGCCACAGCCUGAAAACAAGCUGCAGGCAGCACAGCAGCCACCACUCCAGCUACAGCCGCCGCAGCAGCACCACCACCACCACGGCCAGCAGGCGGCUGCGCCCUCCCCCAGCUUGACUGCUUCCCAGAAGACUGUAACUACAGCUUCUAUGAUUACCACAAAGACACUACCUCUCGUCUUGAAAGCAGCCACUGCGACCAUGCCGGCCUCUGUUGUGGGCCAGAGACCUACCAUUGCUAUGGUGACCGCCAUCAACAGUCAGAAGGCUGUACUCGGCACCGAUGUCCAGAACACGCCAGUCAACCUGCAGACGUCCAGUAAGGUCACUGGGCCUGGGGCAGAGGCCGUCCAAAUUGUGGCAAAAAACACAGUCACUCUGCAGGUUCAGGCAACACCUCCUCAGCCCAUCAAAGUACCACAGUUUAUUCCCCCUCCUAGACUCACUCCGCGUCCAAACUUUCUUCCACAGGUUCGACCCAAGCCUGUGGCUCAGAAUAACAUUCCUAUUGCCCCUGCACCUCCUCCCAUGCUUGCAGCUCCUCAGCUUAUCCAGAGGCCCGUCAUGCUGACCAAGUUCACCCCCACAACCCUUCCCACUUCCCAGAAUUCCAUCCACCCCGUCCGUGUUGUCAAUGGACAGACUGCAACCAUAGCCAAAACGUUCCCCAUGGCCCAGCUCACCAGCAUUGUGAUAGCUACUCCAGGGACCAGACUCGCUGGACCGCAAACUGUACAGCUUAGCAAGCCAAGCCUUGAAAAACAGACAGUUAAAUCCCACACAGAAACGGAUGAGAAGCAAACAGAGAGCCGUACCAUCACCCCACCUGCUGCACCCAAACCAAAACGGGAAGAGAACCCUCAGAAACUUGCCUUCAUGGUGUCUCUGGGGUUGGUAACACAUGACCAUCUAGAAGAAAUCCAAAGUAAGAGGCAAGAACGGAAAAGAAGAACAACAGCAAACCCAGUGUACAGCGGAGCAGUCUUCGAGCCAGAGCGUAAGAAGAGUGCCGUCACGUACCUGAACAGCACAAUGCAUCCUGGGACCCGGAAGAGAGGUCGUCCUCCAAAAUACAAUGCAGUGCUGGGGUUUGGAGCCCUUACCCCAACAUCCCCCCCAUCCAGUCAUCCUGACUCCCCUGAAAGUGAAAAGACAGAGACCACAUUCACUUUCCCUGCACCUGUCCAGCCUGUGUCCCUGCCCAGCCCCACCUCCACAGACGGUGAUAUCCACGAGGAUUUUUGCAGCGUGUGCAGAAAAAGCGGCCAGUUGCUGAUGUGUGACACGUGUUCCCGUGUGUAUCACUUGGACUGUUUAGACCCUCCUCUGAAGACAAUUCCCAAGGGCAUGUGGAUCUGUCCCAGAUGUCAGGACCAGAUGCUGAAGAAGGAAGAGGCGAUUCCGUGGCCUGGAACUUUAGCCAUCGUUCACUCCUACAUCGCCUACAAAGCAGCGAAAGAGGAAGAGAAACAGAAGCUACUUAAGUGGAGCUCAGACUUGAAGCAGGAGCGAGAGCAGCUGGAGCAGAAGGUGAAGCAGCUCAGCACCUCCAUCAGCAAAUGCGUGGAGAUGAAGAACACCAUCCUGGCCCGACAGAAGGAGAUGCACAGCUCCCUGGAGAAGGUCAAGCAGCUGAUCCGCCUCAUCCACGGCAUCGACCUCUCCAAACCCGCGGACUCUGAGGCCGCCGCGGGGGCCAUCUCCAACGGCCCGGACUGCACCCCCCCUGCCGCCGCCGCCGCCGCCGCCUCCACGCCGGCCCCCUCCCCCUCCUCCCAGAGCUGCACAGCGAACUGUAACCCGGGGGAAGAGACGAAAUAACAGCACCUCUGGGCAGAGCCGCGGGGCCCGGCGGGGAGGAGAGCAGAACACUGAAGACCGCAGCUAAGCCAAGCCGGAUUUCUUCUGGAAAGUGCAGAAUUCUUUUGGUUCUUUGGUUCCAGAGAGAGAGAAGAUGCGUGUGCCAGGUGGCACCGGAGUUUGCCAAUUGACCUUCUCGUCCUGUGUGUACAUGCAAAGACUGGACCGUGUUCCAUGAGAUAGUGCCAGCUGGAGGUGCCCUGCCAGCACCAUGCCAAGUGAAAUAAUAUAUUUACUCUCUCUAUUAUACACCAGUGUGUGCCUGCAGCAGCCUCCACAGCCACCGUGGGUUUGUUUCUGUUUUGUUGGGUGGGGAGCAGGGGCGGGCGGAGGGAGGAGAGCAGGUUUCAGAUCCUUGUUUGCCGAGCCGUUGGUCGGGGUAGAGAAGACGAGUCCAAAGAGUGUGUGGGCUUUCCUGUUUCCAGACUUACAUGAUAAAGCCAAAAAAGGAAAUCGGCGGAGAACCAACCCCAGUGCCCAGGAGUGGGAAGGGGAGGACUGGGAGGGAGCAAGGGGCGGGGCCCUGUGUCACAUAAGCAGUAUUUACGAUGCCGGGCCGUGGCGGGGCGGCCCAGCGCCAGGAGAGGUGGACGCCGGCCGCCUCCCCGCGCUCCGCUCCCUGCCGGCGUCCCCGCCACCCCCUCCCUCCUUGCCUGGUGAAUCGCGCAUCUCCGUGGUGAUCCGUGGUCUCUCCCGCGGCCGGCCCACCGCCGGGGAGAAGGGCCCGUGUGUCCAGGAAGCCAAGCAGGUGGAUCAGUGAUUUUACUUGAAAACAAGCUCCAUCCCUUUUCUAUAUUUAUAAGAAGAGAAGCUUUGAGCGAAGCAGCACGCGACCCAGGUGUGUGCAUUGAAUGGGGACAUCGCUUUUCUUUUCUUUUUGUUUUGUUUUCGUUUUUGUUUUGUUCUGUUUUUUUUUUUUCUUCCUCUUCCUCUUCUUUAAAGAAGGGUUUAUUUUGUUGUUUACUUUUUGGUAACAAAAACUAAACUAAGGAAUAGAGAAGCUGUUUCAGGCUGACAGUAAGGGUAGCCGAGACCGUGCAUGGUAGAGUAGGCGUCUUAGUGCCAGUGAGGUCCAGUGAGUCUUCGUGAGUCCUGUGUCAGCGUCGGCCACUGUUUUUUUAUGCAAGGGCAAAAAUCUUUGUAUCUGGGGAAAAAAAAAAACAACUUUUUUUUAAAUUAAAAAGGAAAAUAAAAGAUAUUGAGGUCUUCCUAGUGUUACUUAAAUUAAGAUCAAGGUAAGAAAACAUUGUAAAAAAAAACUACAAAAGUGCUAUUUGUUUCCUAAAAACAGUGAUUUCUAUUAAAAAGGUGUCAGAACUGGAGCAAUGCCGUGUAGUUAUAAUUUUUUAGCACAGAACCUGCUGAUCAUGGUGACGUUUUGCUGUGUCUCUGUCUCUGGACCGGUGGGCCAGUCUCCAGGAAGGGCAGGGCGGGGCCCCCUGUCUUCUCCCCCCUCCUCUUGCUGUGCAGGGAUCUUGUCUCGAGGCUGGGAAGGCCACACGGGGUAUGCACGGCAUCAGGGCCCUGCCCCGCGGCCUCAGAUGUUGCUAGAGUGAAAGGCUGGUGCCUUGAUGAGGAAGACCCCUCCCUUGGUGCUGCUCUGUCUUCAGCCACCAGCAUUAUGAGCGCCGAGGGGACACCACUGAGGGCCACGGCUGGCGAAGCUCCUGGGGCCUGUGCGCCCUGCUCUGGGUGGGCAGGCGAGGUGGGGGCCAGGGCUGGGGGUGCUUAGAAGGAUCGAAGGAGUGAGAUGUCUUGAGGGGACCUCGUGUCUCUGCAGUCUGCCUUGCCUUUGAAGAGGGGUCUGAAGCUCGCUUGCUUGCUCUGCCUGCCGGCUCCGGGCACCAGAGAUGGAAUGUCCUCUGCUCGGGCCGCCCACAGGCUUCCUGGGGGAGAAUCAGGGUGCUUGUCUUGGCGUGGCCAGGGGUGGCCUGUCCUUGAGGAAGCCAGGGACCUGAGAGGCUCAGAUCAUCUCCCCCAUCCGCCUUGGGGCGGGGAUGCGUGCCCUGGCCCCCCGGUGAUGGGCCGCGGAGGACAUCCCGUUAGCCUCUCCUCCACCGGGUUAGGUCCAGGGACACAGAGAUGAGCCCUGAAAGCGGAUGAACCCAGGGAGAGCUGCUGCUUAGAGCAAAAUGAAUCUCACCCACACCAGCCACCUCCCAUGCCUCUUCCCGCGGGCCAGCACAGGAGGUGGAGUCUGGCUGCAUGCGCCCCAUAGCUGGGCCCCGGCUGCCAGGGACCAGAGCGGAGAGCCUGGUGCCGCGCCUAGCCAGGAGCCUGGGAGGUGCCUGGACUAGUUGUAGGAGCAGUUGGCAAGGUUCGGAGGCAGCCACGGGCCGCACAUCCUGUCUGGGAGCGCUCCCCUUGGACUUGGCUGUGCCCAUAGGCUGGGGGCUGCUGCACAAUGCCUGUCUCUUCUCAGGAGCAGGUGGGAAGCCGUGACACCAGGUGGGGUCACCUGCUGCUGGGACCUCACCUGAAGUUGUGUGAGGUGUGGUUUCUCCCCUGAAGUUCAGGUUCAGCCUUUUUUUGUUGCUUCAGCUAGUGUGGAUUGCAAGGGCAGCCCCGCCCCCAAACCUACAUGCUGGACUCAGAUUCCAAAACACUGCUCCCCGCUCCGUGCUGGCCAGUUGGUCUCCUUGACCUCCACUGUCCAGUGGGUGCCUGUGAGCACUGCCCCCGCUGCUCCCUCCUUCCCUCCUGCUAGCUCUCCCCCAGCCUGGAGCUGAGCGGCUGAGCCGAGGCCCGCUGUUGGCAGUCCCCAUCAGGCAGGCCUUGCCGCUGCCACCAUCCCUGCCUUGCACAUUCCUGAGCCUGCAGGUCAUUCUGUCUUGCUUGGUGCCUGCUGGGUCUUGUCUCACCUCCGCUGAGCUCAUCACCUCUGAGAUCUGCCCUUCCUUGCUAGGCCUUGGUAGUGAGCCUGCUGCUUGCACCUGUCUUGGAGUUGCUAGCUGGGGGUAGUCCCCGCGGGGGUGUGAAGUCAGUCUCCACGCAGCCUGGGCCACCUCCAGCUGGUGCUGUGAGUGCCAGCUCUCUGUCCCUGCUGCUGCUUGGCUCAGCCCCAACAGGCGUCGUGAAGAGGUGUGCACUUAGCGCAGCUCCUCCCAAGGGUGACCGCGUGUCCAGCUCACUUCCAGCCGCCUCUGGUACUCACCUCUGGAGAGGCCAUCAGAGCCUCCCUAGGCCUCAGGCCCCCUCCCCCAGCUCUCGCGCCCCCUGCACUCCUGUUGGGGAAUACGAUCCUUCUUGCUGAUCCAAAGGGCUGAACUGCUGAGACUUGGGGCUGAGGCUCUUAUGGAAGUAGGACGGAUGGUGGCCCAGGGACAUUUUUCAGGCCUGAGUUCUCCAGACUCCAGGGCUUGAUUGUAUAAAUGACUGUGGACUCGCCCGUUCCCCUUGGCCGGAGACAGGAGUCUUAUUCUCACCCUGCCUGUCCACCCCAAGAGCAGUGUGGGUGCCCCCCGGGGGGACUUUCUGGCCCUGCCACUGGAGUGGAGGGCAGGGAGCUGGGUGACCUCCCCAGAGCCAGGCUGGGAACUCUAAAGAGGGGAAGGCAGGGCUCCAAAUCCCACGACCCCAGCUGGGCUCUUCCCCCGCAGAGGGCUCCACCGCAGCCUGCAGCAGCCUUUGGGCCCUGCCUCCCCACCCCCCACCCCGGGUGUCCUGGGCCCUCAGCUGGCGGGGCGGGGCGGGGCGGGGCGGGCGGAGCCAGAGGAGAGCCAGCCAGACCCCAGUCCUGUCUGUCGUCUGUGCCCUCUGUGAAUUCAGUCUUGGUAGAACUUGUAUUUGGAGUUUCGUGCUUCAAAGUUUUUGUUUUUGUUUGUUUGGUUUUUGUUUUCAGGGGGUGGGGGGGAUACAGAGCAGCUGAUCAAUUUGUAUUUAUUUAUUUUAACAUUUUACUAAAUAAAGCCAAAUAAAGUC